GCGUUUUCCGGUGACGACAACAGUCUGCGCCACUUAUCUCAACUUUUGCUGUGUAAUCUGCACAGUCAAGGCUACGAGACGUCUGCUAUUUCAGAUUAUUAUAUAAAUCUUUCAGCUCAUACCUGUUAUACACAAAAUGGAAUAUUUAAUCGGGAUACAGGGACCUGAUUUCGUCCUCGUCGCCGCAGAUAACAUUGCAGCCAGCAGCAUCAUUCAGAUGAAACAUGACUAUGACAAGAUGUUCAAACUAAGUGAGAAGAUUUUGAUGCUGUGUGUCGGAGAAGCGGGAGACACUGUACAAUUUGCAGAGUACAUCCAGAAGAAUGUUCAGCUCUACAAAAUGAGGAACGGUUACGAACUCAGUCCUGCAGCAGCAGCAAACUUCACACGAAAGAAUCUUGCAGACUACCUUCGGAGCAGGACUCCAUAUCAUGUGAACCUGCUGCUGGCGGGCUACGAUGACACAGACGGCCCGGGUCUCUACUACAUGGACUACCUGUCUUCCCUGGCCAAGGCCCCCUUCGCUGCACACGGCUACGGAGCCUACCUCACUCUCUCCAUUCUUGACCGGCACUACAGACCAGAUCUGACCCGAGAUGAGGCAGUGGAUCUGUUGAAGAAGUGCAUCGAGGAACUGAACAAGCGCUUCAUCAUGAACCUUCCCUCCUUCAGCGUUCGUUUGAUUGACAAGACGGGCAUCCAUGACCUGGAGAAGCUCACCUCUAGCGCCAAGUGACCGCUCACUGCUUAACUAUCAACCCUCACGCCCUCGUUUCGCUUUCUUUUUUUUUUUUUGUACCGUUGACCUCCUUGCUCUUUCUGUUCCAAUAAAAAGUGACACACAGUUGAGAUACAA
Micropterus salmoides (largemouth bass) is the source of this 856-nucleotide messenger RNA. It is a transcript of the gene psmb2, whose product is annotated as proteasome 20S subunit beta 2. The coding region runs from base 137 to 736 and encodes 199 amino acids. NCBI's taxonomy places the organism in Eukaryota, Metazoa, Chordata, Actinopteri, Centrarchiformes, Centrarchidae. Gene Ontology annotation, cellular component: proteasome core complex; nucleus; proteasome core complex, beta-subunit complex. Gene Ontology annotation, biological process: proteasomal protein catabolic process. The transcript is spliced from 6 exons. The record is from RefSeq and is a predicted model, not a curated record. Gene Ontology annotation, molecular function: peptidase activity.